Gekko japonicus is the source of this 2785-nucleotide messenger RNA. RefSeq names its product coiled-coil domain containing 134 (gene CCDC134). NCBI's taxonomy places the organism in Eukaryota, Metazoa, Chordata, Lepidosauria, Squamata, Gekkonidae. The coding region runs from base 107 to 790 and encodes 227 amino acids. The transcript is spliced from 7 exons. The record is from RefSeq and is a predicted model, not a curated record.
AGCUCCAAAUAAGCACAACUCAGUUUUGCUGCAUUAGGCCUCUUGUGGCCGUGGUAUUCUGGGAUCCGUUUCAGUAUAUUGGCCACACUGUGAAUGGACUUCAACGAUGGAUUAUUUCCAAGUUUGUACUUUUCUUUUUAUGCUGAUAUUAUCUAGAAGCAUCACAGCUGAGAAGCAAAAUCCAGAUUCAGGAUUAGAAAUCUAUAAGAAGCUGUUUGAAGUGAAGCGCAAAGACCAGAUGAACGCGCUGAAGAACCUCAUUGAACUUGAUGAUGUUAACCAGCAAUACAAGAUCAUAGACAUCAUGCUCAAGGGCCUAUUCAAAGUACUUGAAGACUCGCGGGCAAUACUUAUUGCAGCAGAUGUCCCGCCAGAUGGGCCAUUCCCUCAGGACGAGAAGCUGAAGGAUGCAUAUUCCCAUGUGGUAGAGAACACUGCUUUCUUCGGUGAUGUAGUCCUGCGCUUUCCCAAGAUAGUACACCAUUACUUUGACCGCAACUCCAACUGGAACAACCUGAUCCGCUGGGGAAUUGGCUUUUGCAACCAGACUGGUGUAUUUGAUCAAGGUUCCCACUCGCAAGUACUAGGACUGAUGGCUCAGGAACUGGGAAUUAGCGAGAAAUCUCCAGACUACCGGAAUCCCUUUAAAACAGACCAUUCUGAAUUUUUUCCCAGUGCAGAUACAUUCCAGAAGGCUCUCCGGGAGGAAGAGAAGCGAAGAAAAAAAGAGGAGAAACGGAAGGAGAUUCGCAAGGGGCCGCGUAUCUCCCGCUCACAGUCCGAGCUAUAAUGCAAGUGCUUACCUGCCUUUGCCGUUGUGACCCGUCCUGGCAGGAGCCAGAGCAGCCAGAAGAGGAACCUCCCAGCCCCUUUAUGACCUCAGGAAAAUGCCAAGAAAGCUGAUGAUUUUGUUUGUCAGGUUUUGGAAGUUUCUUCUCUUAGCUGUUUUGGCAACUACAGAAUUUAGCCCUGAGAAAUGCCCAGAUGGAGAUGGUGGUCUUUGAGCACAUACUUCUUUGGUGGAAGAACUUUUCCUAGUAACUGGAAUGUAUAGGUUUGUCAGAGACCAUUCUCAGUGUCUCUGUGUAUCUUUGUUCCUUGUGGCUUUGCCAGUCUGUAAUGCUGAGAAUGCUUUGGGGAGGGGUGUGGGGGGAAAGGAAUGUAUUUUUAUGGUACGUGCCAUUUCUGCAGUUCAUAACACAGAACGUUGUGUAUUAUUGUGCAGUUGGGACGGCAAUGUGACUUGUGUAGCUGCACCAGAUGUUUCUCUGGGUAGCAGAAUUGCCAGAGGGAGUUAAGAAUUCUGUUACAAAAUGCACAUUCCUUGGGAAUUCUUAUUUAGUGGUACUCUAUUAAACUCUCAUCCCUUUGAAUGUAAGGAAUGUAACAGAGAAACAUCAGAUAGGUGCUGUUUUUCCAGUGUCUGCCUGCAGAUUCCUCCUGUUUCUAUGAAGUCGCUUUCUUGUCAAAGCCUUCCUUGGCCAAUGACAUCUCCUCCCCACAAGACUAUUAAACUAUAAACCUGGAAAGGAAAAAAAAAAAGUUAAUUUAUCUUGAGAAAAUAGGCAUCUUGGUCUUGUUCAAAGGCAUAAAACCCUGCAAUUGUGUGAUUUUCGCCGGUGGGUCUGUAUGAGCUGGUUCUGCUGGUACUGAGUCUCGACACAGGUGCUAGUACUCACAAAUUUGUAAUAAACAGUAUUAUCAUUAAUACACAAUGGAAAACCAUUGUCAGAACUACGGAGAUAAUGAUUUCAUUCCUCUUCCUUAUGGCAAAGGGAAGCUUUUUGUCUCUGUAUGUGAGACACAAAGCAAACCAGAGAGCAUUGGCUAUUUUAAAUUACUAGGAGAUCUCUUCAGUUGCUGUAGUUCAGUGGUUAAAGAAUGGAGGCUGCUCUCUUUUGACUGCUUGCUUGUUGCUUUCUACUAGAUUCCCUUCUUUCUGUUUUUGGUAGCUUUGAUAAGAUGGUAUUGGCCAUUGUUUUGAGAUGCCUACAUGAAGAAAUACUAGUGUUCUAACACUGGGAGAAAGCGGAAAGCCUGACAGUGUGACUUCGGCUUUUUUUUCAGCUCUUCUCCAGUGCUAAAAAACUUUCCACAAUGGUAUCGUCAUCACGUGAUCAGUGAAAAAAUUGAUGGGAAUCUCUUUUACUAGUCUACUGCCUUAUUGCUCCACAGGAACAAGCUGCCUUUUCCCCCUUGAUCUUUUUGAGCAUUCCGUGGAGGCUUGUACCUGGAGCCAAUAUUGUUUUGUUUCAGGUUCCAGUUUUAUUGUUGGUUUUAUAAUACAGGUCAGCUGGCCUAGUCAGGGUUCAUGGUCAAUGUUCUCUUUUCAAACCAGAUUUUAGUCACUGGUGAAUCAAAUUAUGGCUUCACAUCCAGGCACAGAGUGGGCAUUCAGCACAGAACCACUAAAUGUGGUUUAGCACAAAAAGUAGCUUUUGUUCAGGACUGGAACUGAUUUACACCAGCAGCUCUUGCUCUCUCUGUCUCUGAAUAGCUAGAUGGAGUACUGUGCUUCACCUAGUGGUGAUGUCCCCUGGAUGUCAUGAGAAGCACUAGAACUUGGCAUGCUAAUUGCAUCAAUUAAGAAUGGAUUUUGGGGGGGUGUUUUUUUUUUACCCUUGACUACAUUAGACAGUUCUGCAAUGUAGCUUGUUCUUGCCAGUGAAGGAUUAUUUUGUAUGGGAGAGGAGGGUUUAUUUCCAAGGGACAUUGUAGUAUGAUUUGCUGCCUCCAGGCUGGUGUACAGUGCCAGGAAAGGGGAAGACACCUAUUUUCUAACCAG